Molecule: messenger RNA, 1503 nt
Organism: Uloborus diversus
Lineage: Eukaryota; Metazoa; Arthropoda; Arachnida; Araneae; Uloboridae
Product: histone deacetylase 11-like
Exons: 9
Coding region: 160-1125 (321 amino acids)
Molecular function (GO): histone deacetylase activity
Source: RefSeq, a predicted model, not a curated record
GUCAUUUCAAAGUUGGCAUAAUAACAUAUACAUUUGGCGGGUCUUCGAAUUAAAACUUUUGUUUAACCAAGGAUACUAGCAGAAGCAACAUUUUAAACUGCGGGCCGCAAGAGAUGUAUAAAGUUGUUCAGGUGAACGACUUUGUCUUCUGCUUCCAAAAUGAACAUGUAUUUUGACAUUGAAGAGCGUCAGCUGCCCAUUAUAUAUUCAUCGCAUUACAAUAUACACUUCAUGGGAUUGGAAAAGCUGCAUCCUUUUGAUUCUGCUAAGUGGGGCAAAAUUUACCAUUUGUUGGAAGAAGCAAAGCUUUUAUCAAAAGACACUGUUGUAGAGCCCCAUGAAGCGAGUGAUGAUGUUUUAAAGGUGGUUCAUCCAGACACAUACUUAAAAAAACUGAAGUGGAGUGUUAAUGUGGCUCGCAUAACUGAAGUACCUUGUGUGUCGGCUUUACCUAACAAUUUGGUUCAAAGAAAAGUUUUAAGACCUUUUCGUUAUCAAACUGGUGGAACAAUUCUGGCUGGCAAAUUGGCUCUUGAAAAAGGAUGGGCCCUAAAUCUUGGCGGUGGCUUCCAUCACUGCUCUGCUGAACAAGGAGGUGGCUUUUGUGCCUAUGCAGAUAUAACAUUAUCCAUCAAAUUUCUUUUCAAGCAUUUUGACAUCACCAAAGUGAUGAUUGUUGAUCUGGAUGCCCAUCAGGGAAAUGGCCAUGAAAGAGACUUUAUGGGGGAUGAACAAGUUUAUAUUUUAGAUGUAUAUAACAAAGGUAUCUACCCUCAUGAUGAAUAUGCUAAAGGUGCAAUAAAGAAAAAAGUAGAGCUGAGACAUAUGACAGAAGAUGAAGAAUAUUUAGGAAAAGUCUCUAGGAAUCUCUCGGAAGCUUUGGAAGAAUUUAAUCCUCAACUGAUUGUAUACAAUGCUGGAACAGACAUCCUUAAAGGAGAUCCUCUUGGAUGCUUAUCUAUCACGCCUCAGGGGAUUAUACAAAGAGAUGAAAUUGUUUUUCGAGCUGCCGUCACGAGAAAAAUUCCAAUUGUUUUUGUUACAAGCGGUGGAUAUCAGAAAUGCACUGCACGAAUUAUUGCAGAUUCUAUUAUUAAUUUGAAAAAUAAGGGUAUUCUUGUUUAAUUUUAUUUCUCUUGUUAAUGAAUGUAAGUGACAUAACUCAAAUGCAAUUACAUUACCUUUUUAAAAAAUUUAAUAUAUUUUUAAUUUUACAUAAAUAUAUGAAUGAAUUGUACAUAAAACUAAAAACUAAGGGACUGUCUAUAAAUGUUGUCACUUUGCCUCCUCCUACCUUUGUUACACUUCACUUUACACCUUCACCUCGCUACAUUUUAACAUUGGGUAAAAUUCAGAAUUUCAUUCAGCAAAUCGUAUUGUUAUAAAAAAAAAUUUAUUUCAACCAAAAUGUGUGCUGUCACACUUCUUGUUGCACUCUCCUUCUCCUAUGUCCCCAUCUGUCAACUUAACACCCUCCCUUUCUCCCCCAUAAAGCGUGGCAUC